CGGGCCAUGAUUUGGCUCGCCGCUGUGCUUUUAUUCAAGAUGGCGGGGCUACUUUUGAGGCCGUAUGGCGGCGCGUCGACAAUAAAAUAAUUUAGAAAGGUAGCUAGGUGGUCAAGAGGAGACACUUGUGUCAUAUUUAUCACUCCCAGAAGAUCGCUGUGGAGGAUGAUCAGUGCCUAGAUCCCAUAUUAAGCUGAAUGCAUUGUGAUUUCCAAUAAUUGAGACAGUGAUUCUGAAAGCUGUCUACAUUAAUGAAAAGAACAAUGUAGUCAGCUUAGCAUAUUCACCUCUGGUACGUGGUCUAUACAGAGAUGUGCUUCUGCAUGUAUUCUGGGUUUAGAUAAGAAGAAAGUCUCUCAAUAAGAUAUUUUUAUAUCAAUUGUCAGUCUAUAUAAGUUGUAGGUCAUAAUUUAGAUAAAAUGGAGAUAGAUGAUGUUUUACCCCCUCUCCCCUUGGAGCCACCUGAUGAUUUUGGCCUAGACGAGGGCAGAGCACCUCCACCACCUCCCCUGCAAACGUCCAGUGACGCAGAGGUAAUGGACGUUAGCUCUGGUGGUGAUGGAUACACAUACACCCCAGGGGACGGGGAAGCCAGGACACAACAGCCCCUCUGCAAGGGCUCCGUAACUUUCUGUAGCCACCUCUCAGAUGAGGCUAAUCCAAACCCGCCGUGCCCCAGAACAGCCCGCCACGCUCCCCCGGUCACCAAGUUUCUGCCAGACCUCAAACUGCUCAGAGAUGUUAAGAUCAGUGUAAGCUUCACUGAAAGCAGCAGUAGCAAAGACAGGAAGGUGUCAUACACAGGUGAAGGCCAGGAGGCAGGCAGUGAGGAUGGUUUAGAGAGUGUCAAUGGUGAGUUGCAUGACUUGACUAGUGAGCAGGAGGCAGCUGAAGGUAGCUCUGGAGGAGGAAACACUGGAGGCAGGAGGUCAGAGGAGACUGAGGUAGACUUGGAAAACAAGGUAGAGUUCGCUGUCCUGGAUGAGUUGGAUGACUUCUACGAGAACUUCCUGGAUCAUGACAAUGGAGAGCAAGGUGGCUUUAAAUCUGAGGUCAUAGUUCAGCAGGAGCAAGGAGAUGACGAGACUGCAGCUUACAGCUAUGAGGAGGAGUUUGACAAUGACGUCGACGCUCUGCUGGAGGAGGGCAUGCCAGUCCCAAAGAAGAUGCGCCCGGCAGAGGACAAAUAUGGUGGGGACAGUGAUCAUCAGUCAGAUGGUGAAGGAGGUGUUCAGCCCAUGAUGACCAAAAUUAAGACUGUCCUGAAGAGUCGGGGCCGUCCACCGACUGAGCCUCUACCUGAUGGAUGGAUCAUGACAUUCCAUAACUCAGGCAUUCCAGUCUACCUGCACAGAGAGACAAGAGUGGUUACCUGGUCCAGACCCUACUUCCUCGGGACUGGCAGUAUUAGGAAACAUGACCCACCUACCAGCAGCAUCCCUUGCCUGCACUACAAGAAAAUGAAGGAACAAGAGGAGAGGGAGCUGAACGGAGAAGUGAGUCCAAAUGCAGGGGGGUCUCCCUCCAAGCCGGGUGAGGAGGCAAAUGGUGAAGAGACAGCAGGAAGGUCAGAUGCUACCACUGAGGAGCAGGACACUGUCCAUCUCACUGAAGGUGGCCUAGAAGGCGAGGGUACCACUGAUAACAAUGUGCAGAGUAAAGAGGCCCUGCCCUGUGACACUGCUCAAGGAGCCUUAGGGCAGGUGAAGGCCAAGGUGGAGGUGUGCAAGGAUGAGUCCAUAGAACUUGAAGAUUUUCGUCUGUACCUGGAAAAAUGCUUCGACUUUGAACAAGUAACUGUCAAGAAGUUUCGCACGUGGGCUGAGCGAAGACAGUUCAACAGAGACAUGAAGAGGAAGCAGGCAGAGUCAGAGAGACCUAUCCUGCCUGCCAACCAGAAACUCAUCACACUGUCAGUCCAAGAUGCUCCUACUAAGAAAGAAUUUGUCAUCAAUCCCAAUGGAAAGUCUGAAGUUUGUAUCUUGCAUGAAUACAUGCAGCGUGUCCUAAAGGUUCGACCUGUUUACAACUUUUUUGAAUGUGAGAACCCAAGUGAACCUUUUGGUGCGUCGGUCAUUAUAGAUGGAGUAACCUACGGCACAGGAACUGCAAGCAGUAAAAAACUUGCCAAGAAUAAAGCUGCUCGAGCCACACUGGAAAUCCUCAUCCCUGACUUUGUGAAGCAGACCUCGGAGGAGAAACCUGUCGAGGGCGACGAACUGGAGUAUUUUAAUCAUAUCAGUAUAGAAGACUCAAGAGUGUACGAGCUGACCAACAAAGCAGGACUACUUUCGCCAUAUCAGAUUCUUCAUGAGUGCCUUAAAAGAAACCAUGGAAUGGGGGACACCAGCAUUAAAUUUGAGGUGAUCCCAGGGAAAAACCAGAAGAGUGAAUAUGUGAUGAUAUGUGGGAAGCAUACUGUCCGUGGCUGGUGCAAGAACAAGAGGGUUGGCAAACAGCUAGCAUCUCAGAAGAUCUUGCAGAUGCUUCACCCCCAUGUUAAGAACUGGGGCUCUCUGCUGCGCAUGUACGGCAGAGAGAGCAAUAAGAUGGUCAAGAAAGAGAGCUCAGACAAAAGUGUGAUUGAGCUCCAGCAGUAUGCCAAAAAGAACAAGCCAAACCUUCAUAUCUUGAACAAACUGCAAGAAGAAAUGAGGAAGCUGGCCACACAGAGGGAGGAAACGAGGAAGAAACCCAAGAUGACCAUAAUGGAGUCUGCCCAGCCAGGAAGCGAGCCCCUCUGCACUGUCGACGUUUAAGUCACUGACGAACCACGGCACUGAAACCCAGUCACUGUCAGACAUCACACCACCAUUUAUCACUCAAUUAUGCAUCAUUGAGAUCUAAUGGCAAUAUAGUAACACUUUGACCAGCCCAGUAGAACUGCUCGCUUCUUUCACAUGCGUUUGAUUGGUUCAGCUGGUAGAUGUAAGGGUAGGACUGAAUGCACUAACGGACCGUAGAGCAAAUACCGUCUACCUCUCUAGAUGUGUCCUCACUAUGACACUAGGAAAAAAAUCCCCCCGGGUGCAGAGAAGUUUCCAUGACUUGAUAACAUAUGAACCACAUCAGAAUAAAAAUGCAUGCUUCUUUAACUGCGAAAACCACUGCACACACUGGUUUUGUUUUGAAGUGUUGUUUUCAACAGUGGCAGUCUUAUAGUACCAGCACCUGUUAGUUUUGUUUGUGCUUAAAGUAUUUGAAAGGGACUACUAAUACUUGUAUUUAUACCAUUCAUUUUAAUUGGGAAACAAAGUUCCUUGUUUAUUGGAUAUUUUAAUGGUAGGUGUUAUGGAUAUUUUGGGUGAUGAAUACAAAUAUAUGCCGUUUUGUUUCUCCUCAGAAUGGACAGUCGCUGUCUUGGUUUGCACGAUAAGAACAUGCGUUGUGAAGUGAUCACUAUUCGGAACCAUUGUUUAUGCACUCGUGUCCUGUCAGAUAUUUUUCUUAAGUGAUCAUGCUGUUGGUACAGAAAUAACUGCUUUUGGGAUAUUUGGGUUGACUUUUGUAUUCGGAGGGCCUCGUUGCCUUUUUUUAUUUUCAUUUGCUUUGGCAGAAACUGACGUCCUGCUCUCCAUGCUUGUACUGCAGUAAACCCAAGCACAGGGCCACAGAGUACUGUAGUAAGUUUGAGGAUCAUUUCAUUAAUGCUCUUAGUUCUCACUUGCUUUAUAUUAUUACCAUGCACACAACUAACGGCUCAAUACAUUUUAGUUGCUCUUAUUUUUUUGGUGCCCUUAAGAAAAUCAUGUUGGUUACAUGUUGCCUUAGUUAAUCCAUUUCAUGAAGGGCUCAGAGUAUAUACAGUACAUUGGACCUAAAACACCCUUCAGCAAGAAGUGGAAAGACCAAGCCCCAGUUACUUGAUAAAGCAUUUCUUUAGGCAAUUAGUAUUUUUAAUGAAGACAGCCUAUAAAAUAUGACACUUAGGGAAAUAUGCCUACAGCAUGUGCAGAUUUUUAAGACUUGUCUUAAUGGAUUGUGUAUUUUGUGUACGUUUGCCAUCAUUGUGACAGAUGAUCAUACUGUCUAACCACAAGUAGAAUACAUUUUUCCAAAGGCAGCCUUGUAAAAAAAAAAAUAAAUAAUUAGUUGGUACUGACGUGAACAAAAUGCGAUCAAGUCAUUUAGUCCGACACAAGCUGACAAAACUGUGUAUACCAAAGCUUACAUACAGUCUUAUGCAUUUUAUAGAAUACUUAAUGUUGCUGCAAACUGUACAGUAGAGACAGUAAUAGAUGUAUAACAGGAAAAUGCUUAUCACUUGUUGGAACAAAAUAGAAACUGCUGUGCGUUCUCUAUCGAGUAUUUGGCCUGUGCUUUUUCUACAAACAUACAAGGACACAUUGGUUUCAACAAGGCUCUUGUGAUAGUGUAGAUCGCUUUAAGAAUGUGCUUACCCCUCUGUACGUGUGUUGUCUUGCCAAGUGUGUGUCAGUGUGAGAAGAGGAAAAAAAAAUACUGCUUUUACGUGUUGCUGUUGAGUUGUACCAAUGAAUCGUUUGAAAUGUUGCUGCCUAGAAAAUGAAGUAUGUAUUGCAACCUGAGCUCCAUGACUACAGUGAUAUUUGUUAUGCAAAAUAAAAUGUCUUGACUAAUGA
This is a messenger RNA of Acanthochromis polyacanthus (spiny chromis), 4601 nucleotides long. It is a transcript of the gene dgcr8, whose product is annotated as DGCR8 microprocessor complex subunit. Gene Ontology annotation, biological process: primary miRNA processing. Gene Ontology annotation, molecular function: double-stranded RNA binding; heme binding; primary miRNA binding. The transcript is spliced from 14 exons. Bases 420 to 2759 code for a protein of 779 amino acids. Gene Ontology annotation, cellular component: microprocessor complex. Lineage: Eukaryota; Metazoa; Chordata; Actinopteri; Pomacentridae. The record is from RefSeq and is a predicted model, not a curated record.